AUGGACGCCAAGAACGAGCCGACGGUCCAGCAUGAUGACAAGCAGAGAGCGGACCAGCUUGAAGAUGCGAAGGUGGCCGCAACAGCUGCGCUGCCAACAACGCAAGCCAACGAGAAGCUUACUUUCCGCGAUCUGUGGGAGAACAAGCGCGUUUUGGCCUUCUGCUUGAUGAUCUACCUUUUGCCCAUCAACUUUGGUUACGAAGUCUCGACCAUCGGAAAGCUCCUCGCCGUAACCCCUUUCGCUCAACGUUUCGGCCACGAGAUCAACGGAAAAUGGCAGGUCGCCGCUAGGGACCAACAGAUCCUCAAUGCUGCGGGCACGAUCGGAAUCUUCGUUUCGGCAUUUGCAACAGGCUUCAUUAGCGAUAUCUUUGGCCGGAAAAAGACCAUUGGCCUCGCUUGCUUGAUUUGCUGCGGUGGCACGAUCCUUCAAUACUUUGCUUCAACCAUCAUGAUGCUUUUCGGCGGCAAGGUCGUUGCAACUUUUGGAUUCGGUCUGGGCCACUCGCUGGGGCCCGUCUUUGUUGCCGAGCUCGCACCAGUGAAGAUGCGUGGUGUUUGCCUGGUUCUUGUCAACACAAUGAUCACUGUUGGCCAGUGGCUCAACUCGGCGACGGUACUGGCAAGCGAUCACUAUCACAAUGACCUUUCUUGGCGAAUCCCGUUGAUUACGCAACUCAUUCCUCCUGGACUGCUCCUUUGCGGUUUGGUAUUCUUGCCCGAGUCCCCUAGCUGGCUUCUCAUCAAGGGUCGUCGUGAAGAAGCCGCCAAAUCAUACAAAAGGUUCAACGGACCCAACUUCGACGUGGAUGCCGCGUUGGCGGUCGCCACUGUUGCCAUUGCCAAAGAGCAAGAAUCCAAAAAGGAACAGGAGUCAGCUCGCUGGGUUGACUGUUUUAAGGGAGUCAACGGCAGGCGCACAGCAAUUAUUGUCAUGGUCUAUCUCUCUCAGCAAGCCAUUGGUGUGAACUUUGUUUCGGGCUACCUCACGUAA
This is a messenger RNA of Colletotrichum fioriniae, 996 nucleotides long. Lineage: Eukaryota; Fungi; Ascomycota; Sordariomycetes; Glomerellales; Glomerellaceae. The record is from RefSeq and is a predicted model, not a curated record.